AUAAAUCCACUUCGACUAUGUGUCACACAUAUUAAUAUGGGCCGGGUCAGCCUGCCCUAACCACGUGUCUACUCCGCCUAGCCCGUAUAAACCACUUCGCCUGUUAAUAUGGGCCGGGUCAUACCCACCCGUAUUUGCUGGAGCUCAUCCUGCAGGAGCUGAUAGAGUAGUCAGCAGUAGGUACUAGUAAUCACUAAUCAAAACGCUUCUGUAACCCACCGAAUUCAUGUUUCAUUUUCUUCGCCGCUUUCUUUCCCCCAUUCUUAUCCAAAAUGCAAAGACUGUGACUUUUAUUCCAAAUCCCCAAAAUCAAAACCGCCAAUUUAAUCCUUCAAUCUUCACCAUUCUCCUCUCACUUACCGAAAUCCAUACCAGAUUCUUCGCCACCUGAAAAUUCCAAUUCGAUUAGGAAGCUUUAGGAUUGUGAGAUGAGCAGAAACAACGAGACUUCAAAUUCCGACGAGCCUCCUGACCUCGAGAAGCAGCAGCAGCAGCCUGACGGCGCCGUUGAGGCGGUUACCUCAAUUCCCGAUUCUUCUGCCGCACCGCCGCUGCUGAAUGUCGUCGUUUCGCAACCACCGCCUCCCGUCGCCGCCGCCAAUCUGUCAAAGGAGGCUAAGGGACAGCACUCGAGAAGCUCCAGUGCUCAUGAACAAUGCAGAGUGUGUCAGCAGGAUAAAGAUGAAGCUUUGAUUGAUCUGGGAUGCCAUUGUCGAGGUGGACUUGCGAAAGCGCAUAGAUCAUGUAUAGACACUUGGUUUCGGAGCAAAGGAUCCAACAAAUGCGAGAUUUGCCAAGGGGUAGCUAGCAAUGUGUCGUCUCCAGAAUCCCAGCCAACUACAAAUUAUUGGGUUUGGAGAAUUGAAACAACCUAUCGAUCGCAAAAUCAAGACCGGGGCUGUAACCCCCUUUGGGUGGCAUUCUCAAUCCUCAUAGGUGGUCUGAUGUUGGAUGUGCUAAUAUCUACCACCCUUGGCAUCUCUGCUGUCCCCGUUAACAUUAUCAUUGGUGUUAUUGUGGUCCUUGGGCUUGGAACUAUACUGAGACUUGCCUUGGCGUUUUGCCAUGAAUGGAGUACGAGAAGUGUUGUACAGCGAGUGGAAACACAGAGAGUGCCUCUUGGCUACCAUCCUGAUCUUUAGGUAAAAACCUCUUUAGGUACAAACCUGUAAAUAACAAUAAGAUAUACAAGUAGAACAACUUUAUUUUAUCUUAUCUUGGGAUCUAUAU
Fragaria vesca subsp. vesca is the source of this 1230-nucleotide messenger RNA. RefSeq lists its product as uncharacterized. The coding region runs from base 429 to 1142 and encodes 237 amino acids. The record is from RefSeq and is a predicted model, not a curated record. Gene Ontology annotation, molecular function: zinc ion binding. The transcript is spliced from 6 exons. NCBI's taxonomy places the organism in Eukaryota, Viridiplantae, Streptophyta, Magnoliopsida, Rosales, Rosaceae.